GGCUUGCAGAUGCCUUGAGAUGGAGUCGUAUUUAAAGCUCCCCUGCAAACCUGGGAAAACCCUGACAUCAAACUGAUACCAGGUGGUGCCACAAGAUCUAAUGGAAUGUUUGAUGUCAAGUAGGUGUAACUGAACCCUUCUGUCUCACUACACUGCCCUUCUGCCAGUCCCCUUGCACUGUCAAAUCUGUCGACCAAGGUCCAGACUUUGUGGAGAACAAUUGCAGAGCCGGAUUGUCCCCCACCAAAUCUUCCCUGGGCCUGCGCGGGACCCGCCUUCCUGAAUUCGGUCAUUUUUUCCCAUCUUUGGAGGAAUGAAGAGGAACAAUUUAUCUCUUGUGAAUAAAAUCGUCCUGUCUUCACCAGCAGUGAAACAACCAAAAGUUGGCUUCUUCUCUUCUCUCAAUCACACCCACAUGCACACUGUCCUUCUAGACUGGGGGAGUUUGCCUCACUAUGUAGUAUUACGCAUUUUUCAGUAUCUUCCUUUAAUAGAUCGGGCCCGGGCGUCUUCCGUAUGUAGGAAAUGGAAUGAAGUUUUUCAUAUUCCUGAUCUUUGGAGAAAGUUUGAAUUUGAACUGAACCAGUCAGCGACUUCAUAUUUUAAGUCCACACAUCCUGAUCUCAUUCAGCAGAUCAUUAAAAAGCAUGCUGCCCAUCUCCAGUAUGUUAGCUUUAAGGUGGAUAGUAGUACUGAAUCAGCGGAAGCUGCCUGCGAUAUACUUUCUCAGCUGGUAAAUUGUUCUAUCCAGACCUUGGGCUUGAUUUCAACGGCCAAGCCAAGUUUUAUGAAUGUGUCAAAGUCUCAUUUUGUGUCAGCACUUACAGUUGUCUUUGUCAACUCAAAAUCAUUAUCAUCGAUCAAAAUUGAAGACACACCAGUGGAUGAUCCUUCAUUGAAAAUUCUUGUGGCUAAUAAUAGUGAUACUCUAAGACUCCUAAAAAUGAGUAGCUGUCCGCAUGUUUCCUCUGAUGGAAUCCUUUGUGUAGCUGAUCGCUGUCAAGGCCUUAGAGAACUGGCAUUGAAUUAUUACAUUCUAAGUGAUGAACUUCUCCUAGCACUUUCAAGCGAAACUCAUGUUAACCUAGAGCAUCUCCGAAUUGAUGUUGUGAGUGAAAAUCCUGGGCAAAUUCAGUUUCAUUCUAUUAAAAAACAAAGUUGGGAUGCACUUAUCAAACAUUCCCCUGGAGUGAAUGUUGUUAUGUAUUUCUUUUUAUAUGAAGAAGAAUUUGAGGCAUUCUUCAAAGAAGAAACCCCUGUUACUCACCUUUAUUUUGGUCGCUCAGUAAGUAAAGCAAUUCUGGGACGGAUAGGUCUUAACUGUCCACGACUAAUUGAGUUAGUGGUAUGUGCUAAUGGUCUUCAGACUCUUGAUACUGAACUUAUUUGUAUUGCUGAACACUGUAAAAACUUAACAGCCUUGGGCCUCAGUGAAUGUGAAGUUAGCUGCAGUGCGUUCAUUGGAUUUGUAAGACUGUGUGGGAAAAGGCUAACCCAGCUCUCUGUAAUGGAAGACGUUUUGAUCCCUGAUGAUGAGUAUAGCCUAGAUAAAGUUCACACUGAGGUCUCCAGACAUUUGGGAAGAAUGUGGUUCCCCGACGUCCUGCCUGUCUGGUGAUUGGUUACCAAAGAUUCUUAAUUUUUUAAAAAUUAUUAAAAUUAGCUUCUUUCUU
Messenger RNA from Neogale vison (American mink), 1673 nucleotides. RefSeq names its product F-box/LRR-repeat protein 21. Gene Ontology annotation, biological process: entrainment of circadian clock by photoperiod; G2/M transition of mitotic cell cycle; regulation of cell cycle. The record is from RefSeq and is a predicted model, not a curated record. The transcript has 7 exons. The coding region runs from base 314 to 1618 and encodes 434 amino acids. NCBI's taxonomy places the organism in Eukaryota, Metazoa, Chordata, Mammalia, Carnivora, Mustelidae. Gene Ontology annotation, molecular function: protein binding. Gene Ontology annotation, cellular component: cytosol; nucleus; SCF ubiquitin ligase complex.